AGUGGCGACCACAUCAUUCGCUUCCCGGGCGGAGUGGGGAUACUGUCAGCGCGCACACCGGAUACUUUCUGACUGAGCGCCGAAAGCUGAGAGUUGCAGAGCGCCACAGCGGUGUUAUCCUUCUUGUUUCAAUAGCAAGCAAACGUGUACAUUCUCAGGUCUUGCUGAGAUGGUAGAUUAUCACGCCACAAAUAAUCAAAAUCAGCAAUAUCCCUCCGGUGGACCACCGACAUACAUGGAACAGGAAAAUGAUUGGGAUCGGGACCUGCUUCUCGACCCGGCCUGGGAGAAACAGCAGAGAAAGACAUUCACGGCCUGGUGCAACUCCCACCUGAGGAAAGCCGGCACGCAGAUCGAGAACAUCGAGGAGGACUUCAGAGACGGGCUCAAGCUCAUGCUCCUGCUGGAGGUCAUCUCGGGGGAGAGGUUACCCAAGCCAGAGAGAGGCAAGAUGAGAGUCCACAAGAUCAACAACGUCAACAAAGCCCUGGACUUCAUUGCCAGCAAGGGAGUCAAGCUGGUGUCCAUCGGUGCUGAGGAAAUCGUCGACGGAAACGCCAAGAUGACCCUGGGCAUGAUCUGGACCAUCAUCCUGCGCUUCGCCAUCCAGGACAUCUCUGUGGAGGAGACCUCUGCGAAGGAAGGGCUGCUGCUGUGGUGUCAGAGGAAAACUGCUCCUUACAAGAACGUCAACGUGCAGAACUUCCACAUCAGCUGGAAGGAUGGCCUGGCCUUCAAUGCUCUGAUCCACAGACACAGGCCUGAACUCAUCGACUAUGAGAAACUGAGAAAGGAUGAUCCCGUGACUAACCUGAACAAUGCCUUUGAGGUGGCAGAGAAGUACCUGGACAUUCCCAAAAUGUUGGAUGCAGAAGACAUUGUGAACACUGCCCGUCCGGAUGAGAAAGCCAUAAUGACCUAUGUGUCCAGUUUCUACCAUGCCUUCUCUGGAGCCCAGAAGGCUGAGACCGCUGCCAAUCGGAUCUGCAAGGUGCUGGCGGUCAACCAAGAGAAUGAGCACCUGAUGGAGGACUAUGAGAAGCUGGCCAGCGAUCUUUUGGAGUGGAUCCGGCGCACUAUCCCCUGGCUGGAGAACCGCGCCCCGGAGAAGACCAUGGCGCAGAUGCAGCAGAAGCUGGAGGACUUCCGUGACUACAGGCGGGUGCACAAGCCGCCCAAGGUGCAGGAGAAGUGCCAGCUGGAGAUCAACUUCAACACCCUGCAGACCAAGCUGAGGCUCAGCAACCGGCCCGCCUUCAUGCCCUCCGAGGGCCGCAUGGUGUCGGACAUCAAUGGGGCGUGGCACAACCUGGAGGGGGCUGAGAAGGGCUAUGAGGAGUGGCUGCUGAACGAGAUUCGCCGCCUGGAGAGGCUGGACCACCUGGCUGAGAAGUUCCGCCAGAAAGCCGCCAUCCACGAGUCCUGGACUGACGGUAAGGAGGCCAUGCUGACGCAGAAGGACUAUGAGACCGCCUCCCUCUCCGAGGUGAAGGCCCUGCUGAAGAAGCACGAGGCCUUCGAGAGCGACCUCGCCGCUCACCAGGACCGCGUGGAGCAGAUCGCCGCCAUCGCACAGGAGCUCAAUGAGCUGGAUUACUACGACUCUGCCAGUGUGAACAGUCGCUGCCAGAAGAUCUGCGACCAGUGGGACGCCCUGGGGUCUCUGACCCAGAGCCGCAGGGAAAAUCUCGAGAGGACAGAGAAGCAGCUGGAGUCCAUCGACGAGCUGUACCUCGAGUACGCCAAGAGGGCGGCGCCAUUCAACAACUGGAUGGAAGGCGCAAUGGAGGACUUGCAGGACAUGUUCAUCGUGCACAACAUCGAGGAGAUCCAGGGCCUGAUCAGUGCACACGAGCAGUUCAAAUCCACCCUCCCGGAGGCCAACAAGGAGAGGGAGGCCAUCCAGGCCAUCCAGGCGGAGGUGCAGAAGAUCGCCGACUACAACGGCAUCAAGCUGAGCGGCAACAACCCCUACACCGCCAUCACACCCAAGAGCAUCGACAGCAAGUGGGCCAAGGUGGAGCAGCUGGUGCCUCAGCGCGACCAGGCCCUGCAGGAGGAGCUGGGCCGGCAACAGUCAAACGACCACCUGCGCCGCCAGUUUGCCAACCAGGCUAACAUCGUGGGGCCGUGGAUACAGAACAAGAUGGAGGAAAUUGGGCGGAUAUCUAUCGAGAUGAACGGAACCCUGGAGGACCAGCUGACCAACCUGAGGCAGUACGAGCAGAGCAUCAUCGAGUACAAGCCCAACAUCGACCAGCUGGAGGGAGACCACCAGCUCAUCCAGGAGGCCCUGAUCUUCGACAACAAGUACACCACCUACACUAUGGAGCACCUGCGUGUGGGCUGGGAGCAGCUUCUCACCACCAUCGCCCGCACCAUCAACGAGAUCGAGAACCAGAUCCUCACCCGGGAUGCCAAGGGCAUCAGCCAGGAGCAGCUCCACGAGUACCGCGCCUCCUUCAACCACUUCGACAAGGAUCACAGUGGGGCCCUCAUGGCAGAGGAGUUCAAGGCGUGCCUGAUCAGCUUGGGCUACGAUGUAGAGAACAACAAACAGAAGCGCACGGGGAUGAUGGACAGCGAUGAUUUCCGCGCUCUGCUCAUUUCCACUGGAUACAGCUUGGGCGACGCAGAGUUUGCACGCAUCAUGGGCAUCGUUGACCCCAACAACAGCGGUGCGGUGACCUUCCAGGCCUUCAUCGACUUCAUGUCCCGGGAGACCACCGACACGGACACGGCCGACCAGGUCAUCGCCUCCUUCAAGAUCCUGGCCGGAGACAAGAACUACAUCAUGGCGGAGGAGCUGAGGCGGGAGCUGCCCCCGGACCAGGCGGAGUACUGCAUCGCCCGCAUGGCGCCGUACGCGGGGCCCGACGCCGUGCCCGGGGCCCUGGAUUACAUGUCCUUCUCCACCGCGCUCUACGGGGAAAGCGACCUCUAAGGGCCGGGCCGGGCAGAGGCUGGGGGUAGAGGGAGACCAAGGGGCCACACAGAGCAGUCUGCACCCCUCCUCAGUUUUGGCUUAGCCUGCUGUGAUUGGGUGGUGUGGAGACCAGGGGGGCGGGGGGGGGGGGGAGAGUGUGUAGAGCCAUUGGCUGGUGGUUUAGCUCAUUUGCAUAUUGGGUGUGCAGAGGCCUGCAGCAGGUGUAGAAUCCUGGGAAAUGGAUGCCGACUGCUCUGCGCCGUGAGUCCGAUCCGUGCUCCCCUACCUCUUAAAGGAGGGACCAGGCUAUACUGAUGCUACUUUUUUGUUUUCGUUUUAUUUUAUUUUUUUUGCCGGGUGGGAAGGGGGAGGGGGCGGGGUCAUCAAAGGGGCGGGGCAUAUAGAGAAGUGCGCAGUAAGGAGCACAGAGAGAGCUAUAUAGAAGGAUUGGUUUAAACAGAGAGAAAUAACAUGGAUCCUCUUAACCUAUUUUGCUGGAAAAAAGCGGAACUUGGAUAUCUAACCUCAACUUUUUCUUUCUUUUUUUUUAGUAUUUGUUUUUUCCCUCCAGCAAAUGUGAGUUAACAGGUUCAGCGCUGUACAUACUUAUUUUUCCAAUUUACACAAAAAAAUGAGUACAUUACGGUUGCAGGCCUUUAGAGCUUCAGCAAAAGAGUCCUAUCAAAUCAUGGAAUACGAAAAGCACACUUUCACAAUGAGCCCAGUACCGUAGAUAGGUUUGAGUCCCCAUUUGGACCUUUUCUUUUUUUUUUUUUUUUUUUCUUUUAAAGCCUUGUGAGAGUUUCAAAAAAAUGUCAUUGAACAAUGUCAUAAUUGAGAAGAAGAAGAAAAAACCUCUGUCAAGUGAAUCCAACUGAAAUAGCGAAUUGUGAAAUCAGAGGAGUACUAACAAUGUGCCUGUGUGUUUUUUGGGGCUUACAAACCCUGCUUAUUUCUCAUCCUUCUCUGUGUCUCCAUCUCUCUGUCACGUAAGUGGAGUGUGUGUGGCUGCAAAAGGGGAAAACAGAUUCUUAUUAAACAUUCCAUUAUGUCUUAAUAAUAUAAGGAAAUUACUGUCUGAUCUAUGCAAUCGAUUUUCAGUUCAUAGUCUAUAUAUAUUCUAUUCUAUCACCGUGUUCGGAAAAUAUGGGGGGGAAAAAUACAGUGGGGGAAAUUGAAACUUCAGCUUAGAAAUGGAGUAAAUGAGAUGCUUUGAAAUGAAUGUGUGAUGUUUUAUGAAUGGGGAGUUAAGGGGGGAGGGGAUGGGGGAAGCUCUUGGGAGAGGGACCCAAAAUGAGAAUACUUGGACCAAAAGCUUGUUCUCUUUUUCCGCAAGGUUACAAAGUAUUGAACUUUGGAAUUGUUUUUUUUUGUACUCUUUAUAAUAUCAAACCUUAUCUGCUGUACUGGCAACUACAAAACAGCCUUCUGUCUCUUAAUGAAAAUGAAUUUCACGUGCACACAUAAAAUUUCCUUAUAAAACAUUA
Anguilla anguilla (European eel) is the source of this 4413-nucleotide messenger RNA. It is a transcript of the gene actn4, whose product is annotated as actinin, alpha 4. Gene Ontology annotation, cellular component: cell junction; Z disc; cortical actin cytoskeleton. The record is from RefSeq and is a predicted model, not a curated record. NCBI's taxonomy places the organism in Eukaryota, Metazoa, Chordata, Actinopteri, Anguilliformes, Anguillidae. Gene Ontology annotation, biological process: muscle cell development; actin cytoskeleton organization. The transcript is spliced from 22 exons. The coding region runs from base 170 to 2944 and encodes 924 amino acids. Gene Ontology annotation, molecular function: calcium ion binding; actin filament binding.